AUGCAAGCAACAACCGAAGAUAUUACGGUGCCAUGGGGUCAAGCCCCAGAUCCAGCUGAUCAUCAAUAUGGAAAGUGGAGAAUGGCCGUUUUUCAGGAUGUUCGUGAGAGUUUGGAUCAAACCAAGCUGUAUUUUCUGUAUGAUCCUGUAGCCGACGAUAACUGCAUCACAACGUAGGUUUUUUACAUUUUUUGUUUGUGAUUUUAGGUAUCAAUGUUAAUAUUGAGGUAAUUGAUGAAAUUUGUGAAGUGGGCUUGGAGUUUUGAUUGGGAUAAGAUAUUUUAGAGGAUUAGCUAUAUUUUCGGCUAUAACUUAAGAUUUUAGGUAGUAAAAUGAGUUUUUUAUGGCAAAAAAAAUAAUAUCGUAGACAUCUAAAACAAGAUUUUUAGUGAAAUUUGAUAUUAGAAACAAGUUUUAUCUUUUAUCGCAUGAAUAACAUAACUUUACAUUUUCAGUGGAGGCAGAAAAGGAAUGACAUCUUUUGCCGUGUUUGACACGAUCCGCAAAGCUUUUGUGGCCGAGAUUCCGUUGAGAGUUCAAGGAAGAGUCAAGUUCAUGUUUGCCUUGAACCAACCGUCGCCAGUUGGUGGAAGUUCGAUGGUUGUGGUUACUCACAGUGAGGAUUAUGGUCAAUAUGUGGUAAGGAGUUUGGUUUUGUUGGUUUUUAGGUAACGGGCGAUGUAAAACGGCCAUUUAUUUAGGUUUAGUUGUUAAAAAGCUUGGUUUUAAGUUAAGCAAAGUUUUUUUUGUGUUUCUUUUACUAAAAUAUUAAUUUUUUGUUAUUUUUCAAAUUUUAAAAUUUUUAGCUUCACUUCUGGAGAGUCGACUUUACAUCAGAUGGCCUAUCAAUUGCUGGAGAACCUCGAUCUCUGGUCAGUUCUCCAAUACCAGUGGGCGAAGACUACAUCGUAGCCUUGAGAGAAGAUGCUCCAGAACUCGUCGUGAUCUCAGGACCACAAAUGAGUGUUUCGGUCAUCAACGCGUUGACCCAAGGACCUCAAGAACCAACCAGAAGAUUCGACGUGCACGGCGCCGAGCUGGCUCACUUUUACGAUGGAUUUGUGAGCCAAGGCAACGUCUACUUUUUGAGUGCAUCUCCAGAUGGCCACUUGGAUUACAGUAGAAUUCAUAUAUUGUCGUUGAACACUCAACAGAUCACUACACAGUAUUGUCAAGCUGACCCUCAAAGAGGUAACCCACCAGCCAGAAAACAGGCUGCUCUUGAUGCCAUUUCUGGCUUUAUCUUGUUGGCUGGAGGUGAGAUUGACUAUGGAAAUGGCAAUGUUCAACGACUGGUCGAUUACUGGGUCUUGGACUUGCAGAGUUUCAAGUGGAAUCAGGUACCAGCUCAAAUGCCAGUACCAUUGAUUGAGCCGAGAUUGAGCACCGCGCCUUCAGGUAAGGAUUUCUUGAAGUCUUAGGUAUUAAAAAUUUUAAAAAGUGUGAAUUUUAGGUAUAAAAAAACUUAAAAUUGAGGUUUUUUAAAUAAAAAUUUAUCUUGUAGGUAACGUCUACGUAUGGGGCGACUUUGACGACCCAUUGCCAGGCAUGCAAUCAGGCCAAACUCACGUUCGUAUCUUGAGAGUCAAAGGCCUAAACACCCUAUCUCCACCAUCAUACAACCAAGCCAUGGGCGGUGGAUCUCAACCCUACGGAGGUAACCAACCAUACCCAGGCUCGGGAGGCAACCAGCCAUACCCAGGAUCAGGAAGCAACCAACCAUACCCAGGAUCAGGAGGUUCAUACCCAGGACAAUCAGGUAACAACCCACCCUACCCCGGCUCUGGCGGUGGAAACCAACCCUACCCAGGCCAACAGUAUGGAGGUAAUCAGCCAUACCCAGGUUCAGGUGCUUCAUACUCAAAUAAUCAGCCCUAUCCCGGAAGCGACCAAAAAAUCAACCCCGAUCAGCCAAACCAACCCUACCCAGGUUCGGGCGGAGCUUCAGGACCACCAACUUCGUAUGGUCCGGGCUCGGGAGGAGCCUACCCACAACAACCCUACCAAGGCUUCAAUAACCAGCCAGUUCCAAACUCGUACCAACAACCAGCUGGAGACGCCCCACCCCAAUAUCCAUAUUAUCCACCCCAGGAAAAGAAGAAGGAUUGCUGUAUUCAGUGA
Messenger RNA from Bursaphelenchus okinawaensis, 2121 nucleotides. NCBI's taxonomy places the organism in Eukaryota, Metazoa, Nematoda, Chromadorea, Rhabditida, Aphelenchoididae. The record is from the annotation of a GenBank genome assembly.